Messenger RNA from Laetiporus sulphureus 93-53, 613 nucleotides. RefSeq lists its product as uncharacterized. NCBI's taxonomy places the organism in Eukaryota, Fungi, Basidiomycota, Agaricomycetes, Polyporales, Laetiporaceae. The record is from RefSeq and is a predicted model, not a curated record. Bases 116 to 499 code for a protein of 127 amino acids. The transcript has a single exon.
UCUCUUCUAUUCCUUCAACGUGUGCAAGUUCUGACGUAGAUCAAUAAUUAUACACGUUAGCUCGAAGAAACUCAAUCCGCCCUCGUCACCAAAUCCUCUCAGCUCGAGUCCGAGCAUGAAGCCCGCACACACGCCGAGACCGAGCUCAAUCAACUCCAGUCCCAUACCUCCGAGCUCCAAGCGACACACGAGCGUGCGCAGUCCGAGCUUGCCGCCAAGUCCACCGAGCUCGAGUCCAUCACCGUCAAGCUCACGGCCCUCACCGCCGAGCACGAUGCGCUCCGCACGUCGAGCGACGAGCAGUCUGCUAGGGCGCGCGAGCUCGAGCAGGCACUGCACGCUGCACAGGAGGAGAAGGAGCACCUCGAGCGCUCGCACGCUGAGGCCGCUGGGCGCGUGCGUGCGCUGGAGAGCGAGCUGCAGGCACAGGUCGAUGCGCUCGCGAAGGCCGAGGGCGACGUCGAGGCGAAGGCCGGUCAGCUCGAUGACCUGUCGGUGAAGCUCCAAGGCUCAUCGGAAGAGCUCGUGCGUGCGCACAAGGAGCUCGACGAGAAGACCGGCGCGCUUCAAGAGCUUGAUAAGAAGCUGGAGACGGAAAGCGCUGAUCGCCAGG